AUGCUUCCCGAUUUCCCUGCUACAAAGAGUCAGAAUUGGCUAUUUACCGCGGAGGAGAAAGAGGAGACUGUCACUCGUAUGGCCAGAGAUGCUGUGUCUGAGGAGGAACAUGGCCAAUCUGUGUUGCAUGGCUUGAGACUUGCCGUCACUGAUGUCAAAGUAUGGGCUUUUGCUCUUUUGCCCCUGUCUAACCAGUCUGCCUACGGGUUCAACUACUUCUACCCUGCCAUCGUACGAGGCUUCAACUUGGGUAGCCGGACAAUAACUCUUGUCUGCACCGCACCACCGUAUCUCCUGGGAGCCUUCAUUUCAUACUUCAUCGUUUGGCACAGUGAUCGCAAAGCAGAGAGAGGGUGGCACAUAAGCGUUGCGAUCCUCUUCGCAAUAGUCGGGUUUAUUAUCAGUGCUGCGACUAUCAAUAUCCCCGCUCGUUAUGCUGCAUCGUUCUUGUACAUCUGCGGCUGCUUUGGAGCAAACGCGGCUUUGUACAGCUGGGCUGCGUCUUCACUUUGUCAGACACCGACGAAGAAGGCUUGUGCAACGGCUAUCAUCAAUGUCACCGGUCAGCUUGGAACCAUCUGGAGCCCUUACUUCUUCGACUCGGAUGAUGAGCCAAGGUAUACUAGGGCGGUGAUUCUUCUUUUGGCCUUUGCUGUAUUGGAAAUCUGCGUUUGCUUCUUGUUGAAGUUUAUUCUUCGAAGGGCUAAUAAGAAGAUUAUUGCUGAGUAUGAAGGAACCGGAGAAAUCCCGACACUAUUCACUCUUUAG
Messenger RNA from Fusarium musae, 768 nucleotides. RefSeq lists its product as uncharacterized. Gene Ontology annotation, cellular component: membrane. Lineage: Eukaryota; Fungi; Ascomycota; Sordariomycetes; Hypocreales; Nectriaceae. The record is from RefSeq and is a predicted model, not a curated record. Gene Ontology annotation, biological process: transmembrane transport. The transcript is spliced from 2 exons. Gene Ontology annotation, molecular function: transmembrane transporter activity. Bases 1 to 768 code for a protein of 255 amino acids.